Molecule: messenger RNA, 1951 nt
Organism: Alternaria alternata
Lineage: Eukaryota; Fungi; Ascomycota; Dothideomycetes; Pleosporales; Pleosporaceae
Product: alcohol oxidase
Exons: 4
Coding region: 92-1951 (619 amino acids)
Molecular function (GO): flavin adenine dinucleotide binding; oxidoreductase activity, acting on CH-OH group of donors
Source: RefSeq, a predicted model, not a curated record
GGUUAGCUCAAGCUUGGAGAGAGAACCUACUUGAGCUCGAGCAUCUCAACUUGCUAUCGAUGUAUUCAGUCUCUCGUAGACCUCGUCCAUCAUGGCUCCUCUCAGGUCGAUUAUCGCGGCUCUUGCUUUACUGAGUGUCAAGGCUCUGGCCGCUACGUCGAUCGACAACAAAACUUAUGAGUACAUUGUUGUAGGCUCUGGACCUGGCGGUGGACCGCUUGCUUCCAAUCUUGCCAGAGCCGGUCACUCUGUGCUGCUCCUUGAAGCUGGAGAUGACCAGACGGAGAACGUCAACGUUUCGAAUUGGUUGAACUUCAAUAUAGCAGGCAACGAUCCGGCCACACGAUGGGAUUUCUUCGUGAAGCACUCUGAUGACGAAGCCAGGGAAGCAAGAUACUUGCAUAGAACUUGGCGUAAGCCAGAUGGAAGCUUCUACGUUGGCACUGUGCCCCCCGAAGACUCUACCGCUCUGGGAAUUUACUACCCACGCGCAGGCACUCUAGGAGGCUGUGCUAUGCAUAAUGGCUGCUUGACGAUGAAUCCCAACGAUGCGGAUUGGGAUGAGAUCGCUGACAUGACUGGAGACGACACUUGGUCGCAUGAGAAUAUGAGAAAAUAUCUUGUCAAGCUUGAGAAAGUGCAUUACAACAGCACAUACGAACAUGGUCAUGACGGUUGGCUCGAUAUGACUAUGAUGGAUCCUGGCUACACGACCAGCGCAGAUGCCAAACAGCUCAGCGGAUUAGCUGCGCAAGCUGCGGGCUACUCUAUGUCUUCUACCUCAACACUACUACAGCGCGACAUGAACGGGGCUCAAUCCGAUCGCGAUCAUCUUGUCGGACCAUUUGGAGGGGUCUCUCAUAUCAACCCCAAUGGACGUCGGUCGUCGCCCGGCUACUACGCUCGAGAUACGGCUGCUUCCGGCAAGUAUCCUCUGACUAUCUCGCUGGACACGUUAGCAACCAAGAUCAUCUUCGACAAAGCUUCUCUCGGUCUUCCAAAAGCGAUCGGUAUUGAGUACCUGCAUGGGAAGAGUCUCUACAGUGCUGAUCCUCGUUACAACUCCAACGUCAAAGGCGUUGCGGGGAAGGUGUUCGCGUCAAAGGAAGUGAUCAUCUCUGGAGGAGCUUUCAACUCACCACAGCUCCUUAUGCUUUCCGGUAUCGGUCCGCUUAAGCAACUUGCCAAGUUUAACAUUGCACCAGUGGUAGACUCGCCUGGUGUGGGCAAACAGAUGGCUGACAACUAUGAGGCUGGUAUCUUAUCGCUAGGCAAUCGUCCCGUUACUGGCAUGUCGGAGGUCUUUCCGAACUUUUGGAAGACUUCUACUUCGCAACUGGGGAUCCGAGACAUCUAUAUGUGGUGUGGUUCUUUUCUCUUCGAGGGGUUCUGGCCAGGCUUUCCCAACCGACCUCCGUACUUUAAUGAGACCUACGGCCCAGCGCAGUACGAAUGCGCAAUGGUUCAUAUGAACCCACGCUCCCAAGCGGGUACCGUUGAACUUCGAUCUGCUGACCCGCGUGACGUUCCUGCCAUUAACCUCAACUUCUUCAAAGAUGGAGCAGAGGAAGAUCUUCAAGCUAUCUACGAGGGUGCCGAAUGGGUACGUUCCUGGUUGUCGAAAGUAGAUCCAUCGGCACCUGACUCGUUGGCUCCUUUCCGCGAGCUGCAUCCAUGUGAAGGCGUGAUUGGGAAGCAAAACUGUACAAUCGAGAGCCAGAAGGCGUACAUAAAAGAGCAGGCCUACAGCCACCAUGCUAGUAGUAGUUGCAGGAUUGGUGCUGAUGGAGACAAGUACGCCGUACUGGAUAGCAAGUUCAGAGUGAGAGGAACAAGGGGUUUACGAGUUGUGGAUGCAAGCUCGUUUCCUAAGGUGCCUGGAGGCUUCCCAGUGCUGCCUACUAUGAUGAUCAGCGAGAAAGCUACCGAGGAUGUCCUCGCUGACACGUAA